This is a messenger RNA of Gryllus bimaculatus (two-spotted cricket), 663 nucleotides long. Lineage: Eukaryota; Metazoa; Arthropoda; Insecta; Orthoptera; Gryllidae. The record is from the annotation of a GenBank genome assembly.
AUGGAGAAGAGUGAGGAAGUGCAGAGCAGGCUGCAGUGGGCCGGGCCGGUGGAGCGGACCAGAGCGGGCAGGCUGGCUCUUGGCGGGCCGUGGCGUGGCAGGGGGGAGAGGAGGUGCGGGGCAGAGCAGGGCGGAGCAGGUCCACUCCAUGUCCGCACUGUGAGUCAGAUCGCACGCAGACAAGGAUCUCACCCAACCGAGGCGGAGGGUGCAGCGCAGCAAGCAGAGGGCAUCGAGGUGUACCCGCACCUGGUGCCGGUGGUGUACCCGCUGGCCCUCAUCUCGCAGACGGUGUCCGUGUACCUGACGCUGACGGUGACACUGGAGCGGUUCGUGGCGGUGUGCCACCCCCUGCGCGCGCGCUCUCUUUGCACCUACGGCCGCGCGCGCCUCUACGUGCUCGUUAUCAUCGCGCUCUCGGCGCUCUACAACCUGCCGCGCUUCUGGGAGGCUGAGAUCGACGUGCAGUGGGACGACGAACGCAAUACUACGGUGAUGGAGGUGGUGCCGACGGCUCUGCGACGCAACCACCUCUACGUCACCGUCUACAUCAACUGGCUCUAUAUGGCGCUGCUCUACUUCCUUCCCUUCACGGUGCUCGCAGUGCUCAACACCGCCAUCUACCGACAGAAUAGCCAAACCAUCAACAUUAACAUGGUAUAG